Alosa sapidissima (American shad) is the source of this 5720-nucleotide messenger RNA. RefSeq names its product zinc finger protein 740a (gene znf740a). Gene Ontology annotation, molecular function: RNA polymerase II cis-regulatory region sequence-specific DNA binding; DNA-binding transcription activator activity, RNA polymerase II-specific. Lineage: Eukaryota; Metazoa; Chordata; Actinopteri; Clupeiformes; Clupeidae. The transcript has 27 exons. Gene Ontology annotation, biological process: regulation of immune system process; negative regulation of transcription by RNA polymerase II; regulation of cytokine production. The coding region runs from base 482 to 2995 and encodes 837 amino acids. Gene Ontology annotation, cellular component: nucleus. The record is from RefSeq and is a predicted model, not a curated record.
GUUAAUGGUUACACUGUCAUUUUUGGUCAUUGAUCGUGGAUUUGUGUUGAUCUUCCCCAGUUUUGGUUAUUUAAAAAAAUGCUGCAUGAUCUGACACUAAAAUAGAUUGUAAUUUGGAGCCGAUAUGGAUGUGUGAUUUAUGCGUGGGAGCAAGGGUGGCUAGCUAGCAUUGGUUGUACAUCUAGCUAACCAGCUCCCCUACGUGGAAACGCUAGCCUUUUGACGUUGGAAAUGCUAACGUUCGCUAGCUGAUACUCCUCUUCAUUGAAUGCAGGUUUCCUUCACAAUGACGGAGUAACGAUAGACAACUUUGGAUCGAUUAGGAUAUUAGUAUAAAUACAUAGGCACAUCUGAGGAUUUUGGUACCAGAUGAUUGAAGUGGGUGUGGCCAUUUGACAAACAGUCCAUCCUGAGUGACGGCUCCUUCAACCACCUUGUCCCCACCCCUUUCCCCACCCUCUCGCACCCGGUUCCCACUGCGAUGUCUCAUCUGCCUAGCAGCUCAGUCCGUGACCAUAUGAAAUGGGUCUGUCCUCAACUGUCCACAAACUAUGCGGGGUUGCUCGGCUGUGAAGCAGUUCUCUCCAGCAUGGCUCUUAUGCAGGCUAGUUCCAUGGCUGGUCCCAAGAAGAUGAUGGCACCAUUGGGACCUGCCCCUGGCCAUCCCGGUCCAGGACAGAGGGACAUUCAGGACCGUGGACCUCAGGGUCCCAUGGUUCUGCCAUCUGGAAUGAACUGUCCACCACUGCUCCUCCGGAAAGAGGGAGAGUUCUCUGCUCCCCGUCUGUUGGAUGAGAAGGAAAUGAGAGCCAAUGAGGACAUGCAGCUGAAAAAGAAGAACAGGAAGUCGGGAACACCCUGUAAAGUGAGGGAGCAGGAGGGGAGGGGAGGGAAGGUGGUGGUUGUGGACGAGAAUGGGAAUUGUCCACUGUCAAAAGUGCAGAAGAACUUCAUCUGUGACCACUGUUAUGGAGCCUUCAGGAGUGGCUACCACCUGAAGAGACACAUUCUCAUCCACACUGGAGAGAAGCCGUUUGCUUGUGCCAUAUGUGACAUGAGGUUCAUUCAGCGUUACCAUCUGGAGAGACACAGUCUCACUCACACGGGGGUGAAGCCCUACGCUUGUUCCAUGUGUGACAUGCGGUUUUUCCAACGUUACCACUUGGAGAGACACAACCUCAAACAUACGGGGGUGAAACCGUAUGCUUGCACCAUGUGUGACAUGCGGUUUUUCCAACGUUACCACCUUCAGAGACACAGCCUCAUCCAUACGGGGGUGAAGCCCUACGCUUGUUCCAUGUGUGACAGGCGGUUUUUCCAACGUUACCACCUGCAGAGACACAGCCUCACUCACACGGGGGUGAAGCCCUACGCUUGUACCAUGUGCGAUAUGAGGUUUUUCCAACGUUACCAUCUCCAGAGACACAGCCUCACCCACACGGGGGUGAAGCCCUACGCUUGUACCAUGUGUGAUAGGCGAUUUUUCCGACGUUACCAACUGCAGAGACACAGCCUCACCCACACGGGGGUGAAGCCCUACGCUUGUACCAUGUGUGAUAGGCGGUUUUUUGGACGUUACCAACUGCAGAGACACAGCCUCACCCACACGGGGGUGAAGCCCUACGCUUGUACCAUGUGUGAUAUGAGGUUUUUCCAACGUUACCAUCUCCAGAGACACAGCCUCACCCACACGGGGGUGAAGCCCUACGCUUGUACCAUGUGUGAUAGGCGAUUUUUCAGACGUUACCAACUGCAGAGACACAGCCUCACCCACACGGGGGUGAAGCCCUACGCUUGUACCAUAUGUGAUAGGCGGUUUUUCGGACGUUUCCAACUGCAGAGACACAGCCUCACCCACACGGGGGUGAAGCCCUACGCUUGUACCAUGUGUGAUAGGCGAUUUUUCCAACGUUAUCAACUGCAGAGACACAGCCUCACCCAUACGGGGGUGAAGCCCUACGCUUGUACCAUGUGUGAUAUGAGGUUUUUCCAACGUUACCAUCUCCAGAGACACAGCCUCACCCAUACGGGGGUGAAGCCGUACGCUUGUACCAUGUGUGACAUGAGGUUUUUUCACCGUUACCAUCUGCAGAGACACAGCCUCACUCAUACUGGGGUGAAGCCCUACGCUUGUACCAUGUGCGAUAUGAGGUUUUUCCAACGUUACCAUCUGCAGAGACACAGUCUCACCCACACGGGGGUGAAGCCCUACGCUUGUACCAUGUGUGACAUGAGGUUUUUCCAACGCCAUCACCUCCAGAGACACAGCCUCACCCAUACGGGGGUGAAGCCAUACGCUUGUUCCAUGUGUGACAAGCGGUUUUUCCAACGUUACCAGCUGCAGAAACACAGCCUCUCUCACACGGGGGUGAAGCCCUACGCUUGUACCAUGUGUGACAUGAGGUAUUUCCAACGUUAUCAACUGCAGAGACACAGCCUCACCCAUACGGGGGUGAAGCCCUACGCUUGUGCCAUGUGCGAUAUGAGGUUUUUCCAACGUUAUCAUCUGCAGAGACACAGCCUCACCCACACGGGGGUGAAGCCGUAUGCUUGCUCCAUGUGCGACAUGAGGUUUUUCCAACGUUACCACCUGCAGCGACACAGCCUCACACACACGGGGGUGAAGCCCUACGCUUGUUCCAUGUGUGACAUGCGGUUUUUCCAACGUUAUCAACUGGAGAGACACAGCCUCACUCACUCGGGCGAGAAGCCAUUUGCCUGUGACAUGUGUGACAUGCGUUUCAUCCAGCGCUACCACCUGGAACGGCACAAGCGUGUGCACAGCGGAGAGAAGCCAUAUCAGUGUGAACGCUGCCAGCAGAACUUCUCGCGGACGGACCGCUUGCUGAGGCACAGGCGACUCUGCCAGGGGCGUGGUGUUGCUAAGGUAGAGACGCAGCCCUGCUGCGAGCCCCGCCCUUACCCGCAGGAGCCUCCUCCCCCCACCUCGGCCUGGAGCCCCCUGCACCCGCCCCCGGGCCGUCUCGCCGUUUGACAUUCCCUUCCCCCCCUCUUCCCCCCCCUCGCACCGCCAUCGGCUCCUUGGAGACCCUGCUGUCCUGGCAACACUCACCCGUUGCCACCCCAGCAAUGAGCUCAGUGGCACCACUCUGUGGCCAAGACUGAUACUGCAGCUUUCAGUCAAGAGGGGGGAAUUAACAAAGAGGGGAUUUUUUUUUUUUUCCCUUUUACCUUUGUUGUUGUCGUUGAUGUUUUUGGGGAAGGAGGGGGGGGGGGGGUUCAAACGUAUGGUUAGUUUCCUUCCUUCAUCUGUUGUAUGGGUUAUUUUGUACUUAAUCAUGGUUCUUGUUCCUUUAAAAGGUCAUGUUACUUUCAUUUAAUAUUUUGAAAUUGCUGUCAUGAUUUAUGGUGGUACUUUUUAAAGGAAGGGAACUAGAGCAGUUGAGAGGGAUUUCAGGUGGGACUCUAUUUGUUGUUACACCGUGGAAAAGAAGAGGGAUGCAUACAUAUAUACUUGGAUUUACACAGAGAACCUAUCUAGGAGAAAAAAAAGGCAUUGAUGUUGUUAUGCCCAUCGUAGUUCAAAAGGAUAUCCACGAAUGGUACAACUUCCUAGUUCCGUAAAUAGUUUUUGACGACCGUAGUUCCAGAGAUGGAGCUUGAUAGUGUGAACCCAAGACUGAUCACACGUCCCUUGUAUAUUUUGUGUAAUGUUUGUGAAAGGGGUGGCCAGUGGGAGUAGUGGUAGAGACGGUCCUGUUCGCGGUUAGUUGCCGCCUUUUUCGUCUGCAGCACCACUGAUGCGCUGGCGACAACGGAAACGGCGCACACACGCACUGUGUGGCUCCCGCAGAGCCGGCCACUUUCCCACCUCCCUGAAAAUGCCCCAGGAUGCCAACUCACGGGCAAGAACUUUUCAAAAACAAAAAAAAACAAACGCUUGCCUGCGUAUGUCAACGAUGGCACAAUAUUAGCAACAUCUGGAAGUCCUGUCGCUACUUCAGAGAAACACAUACGUGAGCCUGUGCUGUCCUUUUUGGGGUGACCGCAGCCCUGUCGUGCUUUUUACAGACAUUUGACAGCACAAGACGUCUUUUCCUAAGUCCCACCACUUAACCAUGUAUACAGAUCAAUGUGCUCAGCCUAUAACAAGACAUAUUCAAUCUUGUGGCCUUAGGAUGUGCUAAUGUUUUUCAAUAUAUUUUGUUUUGUUUGUUUUUAAUGUAUGUUAUUUUUACUUUGAAUUUAAUGGUGUAAUUAUCGUUUCACUUAAAAUCAUAUUUGAGAUAGUCACUGCCUUUUACAAACAGACAAACGUUUUUUCCAAAGCCGCCGUUGUAACGAAACCUCGCCUACCCUUCUGGCACCUGAUUGCUUCAGUUACCACAUGGAUCAUAGAGUAGCUAUGCUGCUGUUGUUUUUGUAAUUAAUAUUAUCAUCCAUAAAUGUAUCAAUAUUAUCUGUCAUGGAUAUUUGUUGGAAAAAAGGACUUAAGAAGGAUAGUAACAAGGAUUUUUCAUUUUUGACAGGCAGUGUGAUGGGCAACCCUAGUCGCUUUUACUUUGAGCAUCUAAGACCUAUGGGGUCCUGUAUGUGGAAAUGAUGUAACUUGGCGUCCUUGAGGUCAUAACUUUUUCAUAUUUGCCUAUUAAGUAGUGAUGGUGUUGGAGUAACGCUAGCAUUGAAAUUGUGUUUUCUCUUUGGGGAAGUCGGCCUUAACGCGUGCUCACCCCUAAGACAAGAUUCCAUCGUAGUCCUUGCCCUCAGUGCUUGUGGUGGGUUUAUGUGUCUAGGAGUUUGCUCUAUACCUUGUCACAGACUUUUGAUGAAACAUGUCAAUGCUUAGCAGCCUCUGCUGCACCGCACCUUGGCAUUUUGAAGGGCACAAUGGAACUGUUGGGCAACCCACAGAACGACUAUGGGCCAACUGUUACCUCUGGGUCCUGCAUGCUGAUUUAUAGCUGAUCUGACAACCCCGUCAUGUAAUCCACAAGUGCAACAAGGGAAGGCAGGGUUGCCAAAUCUGUAUUUAAUCCACUUUUUAUAUAUAUAUUUUAAUUAUGAUUAUUUGAAUUUGACAAAAAAUGAACUUAAGCUCCUCUUUUAGUUGCAUACUGUAGUAACAUGAUUCUGUUUGUGUUUCAAGGACCUUUUUUUUAUUUCUAAUAUGACUUUAAAAACACUGGAGUGAUAAAGAAAUAAAAAAAAUACAGUUUUUUUGUUUUUGUUAUUUUAAACAGAAUUAGAGUUUAGAAUUUAGACAGAGCCUCUCUUCAACUCGACACACGUGGUGGGCAGAACUUAUCCAGUCAUUUGGAUGAUUCAUAAGGGUCUUUGUACCUUGGAGAAAAAAAAAAGUAUAUAUUUUUUUCCCUCUUGUAUUAACUCUCCUUCCCCCCCACCCUGCCCCACCCCAAAUUUGAUUUUAGUGAACUAUAUUGAUAGCGACAUUAGUCAAGAGACCGCGUCUAUGGUAGAAAACACAGACUAGUCUUUUUGUUAUUCUCAUAGGCUUGCAUGCAGUUACAGUCAUCAGUUUUAAGAGCUUAUAUUGUUUUGUUUUUUAUUUCGUGUAGGUGAAAAAAUAUUUGCAAAGACAUCUUUUCUAAUAAAAAAAUAAUGUGAUAUCAUGAUAAUUAUUGUAAAGAAAAAAAUGGGCAAACUAAUAUGUACCCUUGUGAUCCAAUUAGUUUUCAUUGUAUGGAGUGAGGAGAGGGGCUUCCAUUAUGCAGAAAUAAAAAAUACUUUGUAAAAGUAAA